AUGCUGGCCAGGGGACUCCCUCCACGCUCCAUCCUGGUUAAAGGCUGCCUGCCCCUCCUGAGUGUCCUGCGGGAGAGCUCUGGGCAGCCCAGGGUGUCUGCUGGAGAAAGCGCUAGCAGCGUCUGCACCCGUAGCCCUCGCCCCUAUCAUGAGGUCCCUUCCCCUGGUAACAAUGGCUGGCUGAACCUGUAUCAUUCCUGGAAGGAGACGGGCAUGCAUGGACUCCACUAUCGCAACAUCCAGAAUUUUCGGAAGUUUGGCCCCAUUUACAGGGAGAAGCUUGGAAACAUAGACUCGGUCUUCAUCAUCGACCCUGAAGAUGUGGCAGUUCUCUUUAAGUCUGAGGGUCCUAGCCCAGAACGCUACCUCGUCCCACCUUGGGUUGCCUAUCACCAAUAUUACAAGAAACCCAUUGGAGUCUUGUUCAAGAAAUCCACAGACUGGAAGAAAGACCGGCUAGCCCUGAACCAGGAGCUGAUGGCUCUGGAUACCAUGAAGAACUUCCUGCCCCUGCUGGAUGUGGUGUCUCAGGACUUCAUCAGCCUCUUACACAGGCGUAUCAAUCAACAGGGAUCCAAUAUGUACUCAGGGGACAUCAGUGAUGACCUCUUCCGCUUCGCCUUUGAGUCCAUCACCCACGUCAUAUUUGGGGAGCGCCUAGGGAUGCUGCAGGAGGUAGUGGACCCCGAGGCCCAGCGGUUCAUUGAUGCUGUGUAUCAGAUGUUCCACACCAGUGUCCCCAUGCUCACCAUCCCCCCAGGACUGUUCCGCCUGUUCAGGAGCAAGACUUGGAAGGACCACGCGGCCGCCUGGGACAUGAUUUUCAGUAAAGCUGAACAAUACACCCAGAACUUCUUUUGGGACAUGAGACAAAAAAGAGUCUUCAGCAAUUACCCUGGCAUCCUCUACUGCCUCCUGGCCAACAAAAAGCUGCCCUAUGAAGACGUCAAGGCCAACAUUACCGAGCUGCUGGCCGGCGGCGUGGACACGACGUCCAUGACACUGCAGUGGAGCCUGUACGAGAUGGCCCGGAGUCUGAAGGUUCAGGAGGCACUGAGAGCAGAGGUCUUGGCUGCCCGGCGUCAGGCCAACGGGGACCUGAACAUGAUGCUCAAACUAAUUCCGCUCCUCAGAGCCAGCAUCAAGGAGACACUGAGACUCCACCCCAUCUCCGUAACUGUGCAGAGAUAUGUUGCUAAUGACGUGGUGAUUCGAGAUUACAAGAUUCCUGCAAAGACAUUGGUGCAGGUGGCUACCUUCGCCAUGGGCCGGGACCCCGCCUUCUUCUCCAAACCUGAGUGUUUUGACCCAGCCCGAUGGCUGAACAAAGACAAGGACCACACCUACUUCCGGAACCUGGGCUUCGGCUGGGGUUCCCGGCAGUGUGUGGGCAGGCGCAUUGCGGAGCUGGAGAUGACUCUCUUCCUCAUCCAUAUGCUGGAAAACUUCAGAAUUGAGAUCCAGCAUCUCAUUGAUGUGGACACCACAUUCAACCUCAUCUUGAUGCCCAACAAACCCAUUUCCUUCAUCUUCCGGCCCCUCAACAAGGAACCGCCCCAGGCAUGA
This is a messenger RNA of Elephantulus edwardii (Cape elephant shrew), 1566 nucleotides long. Its product is annotated as cholesterol side-chain cleavage enzyme, mitochondrial-like. Gene Ontology annotation, cellular component: mitochondrial inner membrane. Gene Ontology annotation, biological process: cellular response to peptide hormone stimulus; cortisol metabolic process; glucocorticoid biosynthetic process. Bases 1 to 1566 code for a protein of 521 amino acids. Gene Ontology annotation, molecular function: oxidoreductase activity, acting on paired donors, with incorporation or reduction of molecular oxygen; iron ion binding; heme binding. Lineage: Eukaryota; Metazoa; Chordata; Mammalia; Macroscelidea; Macroscelididae. The transcript has 9 exons. The record is from RefSeq and is a predicted model, not a curated record.